AUGAAAUACAACCCCCCAAAAGUAGAAGAGUACCCGGAAACCGACGAAAGCACCGCCGCUCUGAAGCGCAAACGCAACUCCCGCGACCUCCAGUACAUCUCCGCCACACAAAAGCCAGCACCGAAGAACGAAGCCCAGGACCAGGACCAAAACCCAGUAGAAGACGAGGACCAGCCGCCCGCCAAAUCAGCCAAGGCGUCCGCGGCCGCCGACGAGGACGACUUCGACGAAGAGGACGAGACGGGCGAAUUUGAUGAGAGGGAUGCAAGCGACGACGGAGAGGGAGCGGUCCAAGAGGAGGAGGAAGUCGACGAGGUCGACGAAGACGAAGACGUCGAGCCCGACGAGCAAGAGAACGACGCAGCGGCAUUGGACGAGGAAGAAGGAGCGGACAAAAAGCACCAGCACCAGCACCAGCACCCCGAGGUACAGAAAGCCAUCGAUCAGCUGGGCCGAGCACCGCUGGACGGCACGUCCAUAGGCAAGGAGCCUCUCACGGCGUCGGCGGACACGGUGCUUGCGAUGGUCAUCGACGCGAUGCUGAAGUCGCGGCCGAUUUCACAUGACUUGUCGCAGCGGGCCAUCAGCAAGGUCAUUGAGGUUGGGUAUCACGAUAUCCACAAGCUGGGGGAGAGUAGCUGGGAAGAGAGAACGGCAGUGCUGAGGGAUGGGGGAUAUAAUCGGUAUCGGGAGCAGGGGGCGACGAAUCUCGGGGAUCUGGCGCAUUUUGUGGAUGAGAAAUAUGAUGGGGACUUGAACAAUCUCUGGGAAAAGGCGCAUCAUGACCGAGCUAGAACACGCGAGCUGAUCAAAGAGAUCAAAGGACUCGGGGACCUCGGCGUCGAGCUCUUCUUCAACAAUGUUCAGAGCGUCUGGCCUUCCAUUGCCCCGUUCGUCGACACACGAAGCCUGAAAACGGCCGAUCAGGUGGGACUGGGCACCGAUUUGGAUGCCAUCUACUCGGAGCUGGAACAGGACUCGAUGAAGAUGAGCCGCUUAGCGAACGGAUUCCGGAUCAUCAACAUCGCCGUCGGCGUGAUCAUGGUCUUGGGCGGUAUUGCCCAAUUCUUCCCUCCGUCCUUGGGCUCCAUCAUCGUGGGAGCAUAUGUGAUCAUCUUCGGACUCCUGAUCGGUGGGCUGGAAUUCCUGCCCAACGUCCCCGACUAUGUCUACCGCUAUGCCUCCUUCCUGUUCUCGUUCCUUGGCCGAGGUGUUUUCUACAUCUUCGUCGGUUCGAUUCUCCUGCACGACCACGUGUUGCGCUACAUUGCCGGUUCCAUCGUCGGAUUCAUCGGCGUCGGCUACCUCGCUCUGGAAUUCGUCCCCUCCAUCGAGCCCCCUUCGAACAUGCGCGAGACCGACCAGGCCUGGGGCGCCGAACAGAUCUAA
Messenger RNA from Aspergillus steynii IBT 23096, 1389 nucleotides. RefSeq lists its product as uncharacterized. Gene Ontology annotation, cellular component: Golgi membrane. Gene Ontology annotation, molecular function: catalytic activity. The transcript is spliced from 5 exons. The record is from RefSeq and is a predicted model, not a curated record. The coding region runs from base 1 to 1389 and encodes 462 amino acids. Lineage: Eukaryota; Fungi; Ascomycota; Eurotiomycetes; Eurotiales; Aspergillaceae. Gene Ontology annotation, biological process: vesicle-mediated transport; DNA repair.